This is a messenger RNA of Eucalyptus grandis, 1061 nucleotides long. RefSeq lists its product as uncharacterized. Bases 61 to 972 code for a protein of 303 amino acids. Gene Ontology annotation, cellular component: nucleus; checkpoint clamp complex. Gene Ontology annotation, biological process: DNA repair; DNA damage checkpoint signaling. The transcript has 7 exons. NCBI's taxonomy places the organism in Eukaryota, Viridiplantae, Streptophyta, Magnoliopsida, Myrtales, Myrtaceae. The record is from RefSeq and is a predicted model, not a curated record.
GCUGGCUUUCGGGGGAGGGCGAAUUUGGGCGCGAAAUUAGAGCGCGCGCGAGCGAGGGAGAUGAGCUCGCCGGCGACGGAGGCGGCGGAGGAGGCGGCGGCGGACCUCAUCUGCCACCUCGACAACGUCCAAGGCAUCGUCGACGCCCUCUCCUCCGUCCGCUUUAAGCGCCACCAGGAUGCGGUCGUCGAAGUGUCGGAGCACGGCGUCGUUCUGAUCGUCGAGGAUAGCGGCUGCCUUCAAGCCAAGGUUUACCUGCAGCGCGAGCUGUUUAUCCGUUAUGAUUAUCACGCGCAAGGGCGGCCUCGGUUCGGCUUGGGUUUGGGCCUCUUUGUCGAUUGCUUGAGCACUUUCUCGGUUCCCGGACACUCCAACACGAUCGAGAUGCGGUAUCCAGGGCCCGACAUGCAGCUUCUCCUCAAGUCUAUCGAUUCGCUCGAUGCUUGCAUUUACGCUGAGAUCAGGACGAGGAUCCCUGAAACAAUUUCGUGGGACUAUGACUUUGAGCCUGCAGGAAGUUCACCCCUCAGUUUCACCGUCAGGUCUGCAGCAUUGAAAGAAGCCAUAGAUGAUCUCGAAUGGCCAGGGUCAAGUGUCCAGAUCACUUUACAGCCAGCACCUCCUUCUGUUACGUUUAAAGGCGAAGGUCAUGGAGAUUUGCAGAUAGAAUUCAUGUAUUAUGCAAAUACCGAUCUCCUGAUUGCAUUCCACUGCGACCAUGCAGUGUCCCACAGGUAUAAGUACAAGUUUCUCCGUGCGACGACUUCAAAUUUACCAAGCAACGUCACUAAAGAUAACAGAGGAAGCAAGUUGACCAUUGGGAGAGGUGGAAUGCUGAAAGUUCAGCACUUGGUUUCGGUUGCAAGAUCUUCUGCUGCGCACCAACACAGCGCUUCUGGCUAUCAGCAACCCAGUCGAAUUGCUUAUGUGGAGUUCUUUGUGAAACCAGAGGUGGAUGGGGAUGAUGCGUAGGAUUCUCUCACUAUAUUAAAAAAAAAAAAAAACUAGAGGAAGAACACCAGUGAUUCAUACGCCCCUCCAAAGAAAAUUUAAUUCAGCUA